Teleopsis dalmanni is the source of this 1821-nucleotide messenger RNA. RefSeq lists its product as uncharacterized. The record is from RefSeq and is a predicted model, not a curated record. Gene Ontology annotation, molecular function: catalytic activity. The coding region runs from base 1 to 1821 and encodes 606 amino acids. The transcript is spliced from 2 exons. NCBI's taxonomy places the organism in Eukaryota, Metazoa, Arthropoda, Insecta, Diptera, Diopsidae.
AUGGCUACGUUAGCCGCUGAAUGCGAUAGGUUUAAAAUAGACGUAAUUGGCAUUAGCGAAGUCAGAUGGAAUGGUACAGGUGAAUUCACAAACCAAAAGGGAGGUGUACUUAUGUACUCCGGCAUGCCCGACGAACAAGACCCUCACAUCCGAGGCGUUGCAGUUUACGUAAGAAAAAAUGUUAAGCACUCAAUCUUAUGCUGGAAAGCUAUAUCCGAAAGAAUAAUAGUAGUACGUUUUCGCGCAAAGAAAUUCAAUAUGUCUCUAGUACAAUGCUAUGCUCCAACAGAAGAUAGUCCACUUGACCAAAAAGAAGUUUUUUACAGUGCGCUAGAAAGAACGCUCUCUGAAAUUCCUAGAACCGAUGUAAUUAUUCUUAUGGGCGAUUUCAAUGCCCAAAUUGGCGGAAAUAACUCAGAGUAUCGAACUGUAAUGGGUUCUCAUGGUAUUGGAACAUGUAACGAGAAUGGGGAGCUGUUUUUGGAACUUUGUAUGAAUUAUGAUCUCAGGAUUGGAGGAUCCCUAUUUCCUCAUAAAACGUGUCACAAGGUCACUUGGAAGUCCCCUGCUGGCAACUUCGAAAGUCAAAUUGAUCAUAUCUGCAUUUCAAAACGAUGGAGUAAAGUUCUAUGUGAUGUCAGAAACAAAAGAAGCGCUGAUAUCGACAGUGACCACUAUUUAGUGGUGGCCGAACUGAAAUUUAAUAUACCUAAACAUAGGUAUGAACACCCGCAGCAUACACGGCGCACGUAUAAUACCACAAAGCUUAAUGUUGGAGCGGUAAAGAAUGAAAUGAUCGAACGUAUUAACAACGUCAGUUUGAUGGAGGAUGCUUCUAUUGAGGAAACGUGGCUUCAUAUUAAAACAAAUCUCGAAGAGAUCUGCAAGGACACACUGGGCUACCGUAAAAACGAGCAAAACGAAUGGUUGUCGGCAAACUCUUGGGAGCUCAUUGCUCAAAGAAGGUGCGUUAAAACGAAAAUGUUAAGCGAGGCAGAUCCGUUUAAAAAAGCCGAAUACAACAUAACGUACAGAAGUCUCAGUAGGCAGAUCAAGAAAGCAGUCAAAAGCGACAAGAGAAACUAUUACGUUGAACUAAGCAUGAAAGCGCAAGCAGCAUCAGAAAAGGGCGACAUGAAGGAGCUGUUUAAGUUAACUAAACAACUAGGUGGAAAAUCUUUCCAAAGCAGCGCUCCAAUUGAAAAUGAAAACGGACAGCUGGUGUUUGCUAAGAACGAGCAGGCAGAAGUAUGGAAAAGACAUUUUGAGAAAACCCUAAAUAUCAUACACAACGAAAGUGGCGAGCUCACAAUACGAAGACAUCUAAAUCCUAACAGAUUUAGAGUGCGACAGGGUUGCGCCCUCUCACCGUUACUGUUUAUCACAGUGCUAGACGUCGUUUUAGAAGCUGUAGAAGAAAGCCCAAUCGGCAUUGGUUGGAAGCUGAAUCAAAAGCUUGGUCAUCUUGAAUAUGCAGACGAUGUAGUAUUGUUAACAAACAGACACACUGAUAUGCAAACUCUUGUUAAUAACGUAUGUGAGCAGUCAUAUAAAGUCGGCCUAAAAAUUAACGCCUCUAAGACAAAAACAAUGAGAACAAAAGCAAGCAAUCAAUCGCCCAUCCUUCUGUACGAUCAAAACAUUGAAGACGUGCAGGAACUCGAAUACCUGGGGAGUAUAGUCAACAGCGAGGGUGGCACGUCAAAGGACAUCGGCAGUAGAGUGAAAAAGGGAAAUGGCUCUUUCGCAUCGCUUAACAAAAUCUGGAAAGCCAACAAUCUUAUUGUGCUUUUAGCUGGCUACUUGAGCUGGUUACCAUGA